Molecule: messenger RNA, 733 nt
Organism: Acromyrmex echinatior (Panamanian leafcutter ant)
Lineage: Eukaryota; Metazoa; Arthropoda; Insecta; Hymenoptera; Formicidae
Product: high affinity copper uptake protein 1
Biological process (GO): copper ion transmembrane transport
Cellular component (GO): membrane
Molecular function (GO): copper ion transmembrane transporter activity
Source: RefSeq, a predicted model, not a curated record
CUUAUUUGCACGACGAUAUCAUAAAGUUCGUGUUGUCUUUUACGAAAGUAUCUAAUAGUAAUAUCUUAAGACAAGAUGCAGAUGUCAUUUCAUGGCGGCGUUGCGGAAACUAUUCUGUUUGAAAAAUGGCGCAUAAAUAACACUCAAGGAAUGAUUGGUUCCGUAAUCGGCGUCAUUCUUCUAACUGCAUUGUAUGAAGGACUAAAAUCUUAUCGUGAGUAUCUCUUCGCGCGUAUGAUGUUUCUCAGGAAGAAUCAACAGAAGAAAUCGAGAAAUGCAUUGUUGUUUUCCGGAGUGCAUUUCUUUCAAACGCUUCUGCACGUAAUUCAAGUAGUGCUUGGCUAUUUCCUUAUGUUUAUUUUUAUGACAUACAACUAUUGGCUCUGCAUCGCUGUCGGAACUGGAACAGCUCUUGGAUAUUGGUUGUUCCAAUGGGAAAAAGCUAAGAAUGAAAAUACAGAUUGUUAUAAUUGACGGUUGUCUGGAAGCAAUAUCUAAUCUAAUCUAAUUUAUUAAAGACACAUUCAUUUUGAUAAUGAUAGUAGGUGUUUAUCAGACAAGCAGACAACCGGAAGAGGACAAUAAUCAUGGUAAUCAUCACUACUGAAGUGAAAAUGAAUCAUAGAAAAACAAAAUAAUUAUUAUUGAAAAAUAUAACUCAACUAAAGUAUCAAGGCGGAAUUAUUGAAUAUUUACUAAUUUAAUAAGAUUUAAUAAAUAUUGAAAGUUAACA